AUGCUUCAUGACCGCUCGUUCCUCAUUCUCAACUCGCUCAGCUUUGGCAACCAGCACAGAGGCUGCGGGCACUAUGUGGUCAUGUACUACUCUGGUGUGAGCUUCGACUGCAGGCAGCCUACCUGCGGCUUGAGCUCUGCACAUAUGCACAAAACGACGAAAGUCUGUCCUUGCACGAAGACAUAUGAUGACCGUCGAAGAGUCCUUAACCUCAUCCAAGAACCCUGCGAUGCGUGCAAGGAAGCUGCGUUCCACGCCAGAGUCCGGGGAUGGCCAUAG
Laetiporus sulphureus 93-53 is the source of this 279-nucleotide messenger RNA. RefSeq lists its product as uncharacterized. Lineage: Eukaryota; Fungi; Basidiomycota; Agaricomycetes; Polyporales; Laetiporaceae. The transcript has 3 exons. The coding region runs from base 1 to 279 and encodes 92 amino acids. The record is from RefSeq and is a predicted model, not a curated record.